CCUGACUGGGCCGAACACUAAGAGAAAGUCAGAGAUUGAAGGUGUGCUGGAAAACUAAUCAAACAACACGAUAUGGAAACCAUAAGUGAGAUCAUCCCAUUUGCUAAGGAGAUGCUAAACCAGAGGCCCAGCCGGGGCAUGCUGAAGAUCUACAUGCUCGGCUCCACUCUGGCGAUGCUUGGAGUGGUUGGUGGACUGGUGGAAACAAUUCUCAUGCCAUUCAUACAGCAGGAUGCUGUUGAGGAUACACCAGAAGGGCUGAUCAUGGAGAAGAAGCAGGUGUUGAAGUCACACACUACCUUGGCUGACCCUGAAGUUGUAGAAGUGCAGGAAACAGUGGUGAUCGAGGCCAAAACCAAACAUCUGGUGACUGCUAGGAGGAGAAGCUCAGCCAACCGCUUGUUCGCUUCUUAAAGAAACCCUCCCCUCCUGAUGUAUAUGGACAUGACACUUGAAAUGUAGAUGGUAAUGGUGGUAAAUUAAAUCACCAUGUUGAACUGGUUACUUUGUACUCAUUUUAUUUCAGAUUUGGUUAAAAACUGUUGACUGGCAAAAACUGCAGGGUACAGUAAUGUCUGGCUGCUGGGCAGCAGAAGUGACUACAUUCAGUACGAGUGAGUCAAUAUGUGACUUGAUGAAUGUGUUGGGAAAAAAACUGAAUGUUGAAUGAUUUAUUUUGCACUCAAAUAAAGCUAUUUUUCAGCUA
Messenger RNA from Micropterus dolomieu (smallmouth bass), 706 nucleotides. RefSeq names its product G0/G1 switch 2 (gene g0s2). NCBI's taxonomy places the organism in Eukaryota, Metazoa, Chordata, Actinopteri, Centrarchiformes, Centrarchidae. Bases 73 to 414 code for a protein of 113 amino acids. The transcript has 2 exons. The record is from RefSeq and is a predicted model, not a curated record.